CUUGCUACCUGGGACUCAGUUCAUGGUCUGAAUGGCAGUCUGAAGGAAAGUCGGAUAGAGAACGGGAUGCAGGGAGUCACCGUGAAAGUGGUCACUCUGCUGGAGGAUCCCUUCGUGAUGGUGGCAGAAAACAUCCUGGGUCAGCCCAAGACAUACAAAGGAUUCUCCAUCGAUGUCCUCGACGCACUCGCCAAGAUCCUCGGCUUCAAAUACGAGAUCUACCAGGUGUCUGACAGUAAAUAUGGAUCUCAGCUUCCCAACGGCUCGUGGAACGGAAUGAUUGGAGAUCUCAUUAACAAGAGGGCGGAUCUUGCGGUGUCGGCCAUCACCAUCACCCCUGAGCGUGAGAACGUGGUGGACUUCAGUAAACGUUACCUGGACUACAGCGUGGGGAUUCUGCUGAGGAAACCGGAGGAGAAGAUCAACAUCUUUUCUCUCUUCGCGCCCUUUGACCUCGCCGUGUGGGCCUGUAUCGCCGCCGCCAUCCCAGUGGUGGGCGUGCUCAUCUUCCUGCUGAACCGCCUGCAGGCGCUACGCUCCUCCGCUACCCAGAAUGCACCACAAGGACAACCGGCCAAUGGCGUGGUGGGUUCAGGCUCGCUGCAGAGCGCCGUGUGGAUCGUCUACGGAGCGUUCGUUCAUCAAGGAGGGGACUCUGUGAUUGGCUCAGUGGCUCUCAGGAUCGUGAUGGGCAGCUGGUGGCUCUUCACGCUCAUCGUGUGUUCGUCGUACACCGCCAACCUGGCAGCGUACCUCACCGUGUCCCGCAUGGACCACGCUAUACGGUCGUUCCAGGACCUGGCCCGUCAGAUGGAGGUGGAUUACGGCACGGUUCGGGACUCGGCGGUCUACGAUUACUUCCGGAACAAAGGCACGAACCCUCUGGAGCAGGACAGCACGUACGCAGAGCUGUGGAGGACGCUCAGCCGCAACAACGGGCAGGACUUCUCCGUGUCCAGCCCGUCAGAGGGCAUCCGCAAG
Molecule: messenger RNA, 981 nt
Organism: Gymnodraco acuticeps
Lineage: Eukaryota; Metazoa; Chordata; Actinopteri; Perciformes; Bathydraconidae
Product: glutamate receptor ionotropic, delta-1-like
Exons: 6
Biological process (GO): synaptic transmission, glutamatergic; monoatomic ion transport; modulation of chemical synaptic transmission
Cellular component (GO): plasma membrane; postsynaptic membrane
Molecular function (GO): glutamate-gated receptor activity; transmitter-gated monoatomic ion channel activity involved in regulation of postsynaptic membrane potential
Source: RefSeq, a predicted model, not a curated record